Molecule: messenger RNA, 339 nt
Organism: Gongylonema pulchrum
Lineage: Eukaryota; Metazoa; Nematoda; Chromadorea; Rhabditida; Gongylonematidae
Source: the annotation of a GenBank genome assembly
AUGGGAAUUUUAGGAUAUGACGAAAACUGUGAUGCAACAAUGACACAAGAGAUGGCAACAGCUGCGUUUAGGUUUGGUCACACUUUGAUACGUAAUGUGUUUCCACGCAUGAACACUAACUAUGAGGAAGAAACGGAUGGCUUGGAAUUAAAAGCCUCUUUCAAUAACGAAUCGUUCUAUUACCAUCCUGAAAGCGGACAUAUUGAAUCCGUACUUAUGGGUUUGCUUGGCUCGAACAGCGGCAGCUUUUAUGCUGUUCACUUUUCGAUGCAAACGAACGUAAACACCCGGUUGCAGUACUACGAUCAGAAACAUGGAAUUAUAAGUGUGAAAGGAUAA